Messenger RNA from Aspergillus homomorphus CBS 101889, 4715 nucleotides. RefSeq lists its product as uncharacterized. Gene Ontology annotation, biological process: regulation of transcription by RNA polymerase II. NCBI's taxonomy places the organism in Eukaryota, Fungi, Ascomycota, Eurotiomycetes, Eurotiales, Aspergillaceae. The transcript has 4 exons. Gene Ontology annotation, molecular function: transcription coregulator activity. Bases 166 to 4680 code for a protein of 1504 amino acids. The record is from RefSeq and is a predicted model, not a curated record. Gene Ontology annotation, cellular component: mediator complex.
CAACGCCAGCAUCUUUCUACCAAGAUAUCGAUAGUGCGAUUAACGCCCCUUUGACCAUACGGGACUCUGUCGCAAAGGUUGACGCUUGGCAUUCGGGCCAGCGAAUGCUGACGUCAAAGGAAGGCUUGCGCGGACUGCUCGAUCCCCAUUGAGGGGGUUGUUGACAUGAAUCCGGCAAACCUCACCAACGUGGGUGGAGGCAUGAAUGGUGGAGGCAUGAACGGCCCUAACAAUAAUCAAAUAAUCUUAACCCAGGUUGCGCAAGCGCUGCAGGCCCAGGGUCAGUACUCAGGAUGGCGAGCGGAAGUUCAGAUCAGAGAUCGGGCACUGAAGGUCUAUCAAAUGAUUACAUCACUCCGUCUAAUACAGCCCCGCAUCGACACGCAAAAUGCCGCUCGUGCGGCGUUGACUUUUGAGCAGAAGGCAUUUCAAGAUGCAAGAGAGAAGAACGAAUAUGAGAGGAACUGCAACGAGAAGCUUGUCCAUAUUCGUGACACUCGCGCAAGACAAGCUGCUGUAAUGCAGAAUGGCAUGAUGCCCCAGGGCCCGGCAGCAGGAAUGCCUGGAGUCGGACAGGCGGGGUUUCCUGCACAAAUGAAUCACCCCAUGCAGGCAUCUCCGAUGCCGGGACAACAACAAAUGUCCAUGGGUAUCAAUGAUCUGGGUCAACAGAACGGCAUGCAACAUCGCCCACAACCACAGGCGCCGCAACAGCAGCCGCAAGCAGCACAACAGAACAUCAUGCAGCAAAGAGCCCAGCAAAGACCAGGGGCUGGAUUUCCCUACAACGACGAAUUGCAGACUCUUUCCGCUCAGGAAUAUGAGCAAGUUUGUCGAGUUGCAAGCCAAAUAAUGUCAAAGACCCCCCAAGAAGAUGUGGAGAAGAUCAAGAUGAACUUGCAGAAUAUGUCGCCGGAACAGCGCCAAUAUCUAUCUAAGAAGAACAUGGAUCCGUUGACUUAUUUCUUUCGCUCGCAGGCUCUGACCCAGCUUCGACGGUUCAAACGGAGUCGGAUGGAAAUGGCUCGUGCUCAGGGUAACGGUGUCGAUCCCAAUGGGGCGGCAAUGCUAGCAGAGUCGAUGAACCCGCAGCAGCGGCAAAUGCUCACGAACAUGAUGAAUUUACAGCGCAAUUCCGCAUAUCCCAUGGGAAAUCAGCAAAAUCCGGAACCAUCGUUCAUCGGUAGUGUCGACAACAUCCAAGGGCAGCAGGCGGAUGGGUUGCGUUCGCAGGAAGCAGGCCAGCUUGUGGUUCCAGCCAGUUCCUUGCCCAUCAACCAACAAUCGAUCAAUACGGCCUCAAAUAUGUUUCAGAUGGGCCCGCAGAUGGGCCAAAACGCACAAGCCGGUAUUAGCCCUCAAUUCCUUGCACAACAUGCGCAGAAUCCGCAGAACGUGCCACAAGGCCGAUCUCAACAAGGACCUCAAUUGCAACAAACGGAGCCGCAAGCCCAACAAGCACGCGUCCAAGCUGCACAAAGAGCGCAGCUCGCAAUGACACAAAAUGGUUCCCAAAUGCAACAUCAAAUGUCGCAACAAAGCCCUGCAAUGUCCAUGCUCAACCGUCCCAUGGCGGGUCAAAUCUCUCCCGCGCAAGUAGCUGCACAAGUCCGGCCUCCGUCUCGAGCCCCUGGUAUGGGGCAGCAGCAGGCUAAUGUCCAGACCAUGGGCGGACAGCCAUCAAUGCAGCGGCCUCAAAUGCCGGCCAAUCUUCCCCCAGCGAUUCAAGAACAACUCAACCAGAUGAGCGCUGAACAAUUGAAUCUUUUCAUCCAGCAGCGUCGAGCGAUGACGGCAAAUCCGGCUAUGGCAAGGGCAGGCCAACAGCAGUCCAUGCCAAUUCAGCAAAACUUCGCACAGCAAGGCCAAGGCCAACAAAUGUUGGGCGGACAAAUGGGCAAUGGCCAGGGCAUUAGGGCUCCUCUCAAUAUGCAACAGCACUUUGCGGGCAUGACGGGCGCUCAAGCGCCCAAUCAAAUGCUGCCCGGACAGCAGAUGUCGGUUCAGCAGCGACAACAGCAGCAGCAGCAGCAGCAGCAGCAGCAGCGUCAGCAUGACAUGUAUAAGUUGCAGCUUCUUCGCCAGCAUAGUGGAGGGAUUGAGAUGUCACCUGAACAAGUCAAAGAGAUGGAUCGCCUGCAUUUCCCUCCAGCGAUCUUGAAUAAUAAUCCGAACAUCUCUUCGCCCGUUCCGAAGCAUAUCAAAACAUGGGGGCAGUUGAAGCAGCUGGCAGCCUCGAACCCACAACUACUUGGGGGUGUAGACAUUCAGAAACUGAUGGCAUUGCAGAAACUUCAUCUUGCCCAGAUUCUUGCCCAAUCGAAAGAAGGCGGCCGCGGUGCCGAUCCGAACAGUCAGGGCCCGUGGAUGCCGACACCAUUCCAGGGACAAUCGCAACAAUUCAUGAAUCCUCAGCUGCCACCCGGUCAGCAACAAGCACCUAUCAAUAUGCCCGCCAUGCGUCCUAUCACCGCGCAAGACGUUCAAAUGGCCAGGAACCGUCUCGGUCCCCAAGUUCAAAGCCUAAGCGAUGAACAGCUCCGGGACUUGCUCCUGAGAAACAGACAGAAACAGUUACAGGCAGCUCAAGCUCGUGCUUUGGCUGCUCAACAGGGACAACAACCUCAAGCAGCACAACCUCCUGUCACUGUUCCUUCCACGGCUCCGCAAGCCAAGUUAGAAUCCCAGCCCUCACAGCCGACGGUGCAGCAGGCUCAGCAGAAUGCAACGGCCAAAGCCCAAGCUGCAGGUACUGGGAAAGGGAGUAAAACGCCUGCUACGAAGCAGGCACCGAAAAGAAAGCUACCCAAUGAUGAACCCACCGAAGUUCAAACUACGCCUAUGCAGAAGUCAGCUCAGCCUGCAACUUCUCAAGGAGGACCUGCCCCUCUUCAAAACCGGCCCAACGUGCUUUUCACCCGUGAACAGCUGGCGGCUAUGACGCCUCAGCAACGUGCCCAGCUUGAGAUACAUUUGCGGAGGCAACAGGCGCAAGGCCGUGGCUCCAUCAGUAGGACGGCCGCUGAAGAUGCAUGGAACAAUUUACCGGAAAGGAUUGUGAAACUGUACAAUGAGAUUGCUAGGACUGCGCCGCCCGCUGAACCGGUUGCAAUCACACCGGAACAGAAGGCAAGCAUGUCUCAACAGCUGCGUGACUCGACCGACUAUCUGGGUAGAAUGGAUGCGCUUGUUCAAUUCUUCGCAAAAAUUCCUGGCCAGGACAAGAAUUUUCGCAGUUUGCUCGCGAUGCGGAUACAACUAAUGAGACAAUUCAAACCUGGAUCUGACUGGACCCUCACCGACCAAUAUACGAUCACGCCGGAAUACCUCGCCGCCACAACUAAUUAUAUCAAGAAGUUGUUCCAUCAUAUGAUUGCUCGAGUAAACCAGCAGCAUAACCAGCUACCUGGUCAACGACCCAAUGCCCAGCAAAGUGCAUCCAUGACACCGGCCAGCGUCCCGAACAACAUGCCCGCUCUAAACGCGACAAACUUGCAGCAGUUACAGCAACAGGAAGAGGCUCUGCAGCGUGCUCGACGAGCAUCCAGCCAGACUGCCUCAGGAUCUGCUGGGUUACCGCAAGCGCCAUUUGGUGCACCGUCUCCCCAGGGUGUUCCGCAUGCUUAUGGGCCCGGAAGUAUACCCCCGGAGCAAUUGAAGCUGCCCCCACCGAAGAAGCGAAAGCAGUCUCAUGCUGGUGCUACGCCCGUGUCCGGAGCUCCGAUGACCAAGACUCAACCGAACAAGCAACCAGGUGUAGAGACGAAGCUGGCUGGUACAGCUUUGGGUGGCUCUUUCAAGUGCAGUGUCCCUGAAUGUCAGAACCACUAUCUUGGAUUCGCCACUCAAACCGCGCUCGAUAGCCAUGUCGAAGAAUGCCACAAGAUCGAAGAACCUAUCGAAAAUCCGCUGGAAUUUGCCCUCGAGAGUUUCCGUACCAGCCUUGUCAAGGAGGAAGAUCAAGGAGGACUUCACAGCAGUAAGGAUACCUCACAGGCUCCUGGCAAGCUUGGUGCGUCAUCAUCUCCAACGAAGAACGAGGCCAAGCCUGGAGGUACGCCGAUCCCUGCUGGUGCAACUCCCAUCGGCCGUGCCCCUAGCCAACUGGGACCCAAGCCUAGUUCCCCGGCCUCGAAUUUGCAACUAACACCUCGUACUUCUUCAGCCAAAGUGCCUACUUCAUCUCCUCUCAAGCCAACAACAAGCAAGGACGACAAGAAGGAAAACGCCAAGCCCUUGGAACAUGCUCCACCAUCUAUGGACGUGGUAAUGACCGAUCCCUGGGCACACAGUGCCAUAUCUCUCGAUACAAUCCAGGACACAUUCUUAGAUCUUGGUGAUGAUACUGGCCUUGGCUUUGGGGCGAUGGACGAAUUUCUCAAUCCCGAGAUGUUUACCAACUCUCAGGCCGAAGACACCCCGGAUUCAAUCGAGACUGGCCUUAUCACCCAGACUCCUAAGGACAACGACCUCCCGAAGAGUGAAGAGGUCAAUGGCAAGAAUGGGGGAGAUAUUGCCGACGAGAAUUGGAUACCUGUGGAUUGGAUCAACCUCCCGAGUCGAUUUGAGGAUGGCCUUCUGAUGAACGACUCCUGGGACGACGUCGAUUGGGAUAUGCUCGACCGUAAAGACACGGGUAUGAACGUUGACGACAGCGGAAUUGCCAUAAUCGCUAUGUGAUAUGGGUCAUAUUUUCGGUUCUAUCAUGAGCGCUG